GAGCCCGCGCUGGGGCUUGGUUGCCGCCAUCAUGAUCUGCUUGGUGCUGACCAUCUUCGCCACCUUCUUCCAGGCAGCCUGCACCGGCGUGCACGAGCGGACCUUCCUGGCCGUGAAGCCAGACGGCGUGCAACGGCGGCUGGUGGGCGAGAUCGUGCGGCGCUUCGAGAGGAAGGGCUUCAAGCUGGUGGCUCUGAAGCUGGUGCAGAGCGCCCGCCGCGAAAUCGCACUGUGGUUCAGCACAGACGAGCUCCUGUGCUGGGAGGACAGCGCCGGGCACUGGCUGUACGAGUAGCCACCCGGGCAGAUGUGCGUGUCUAAAAGAGGCUGGGAUACUCCAGCAUCCUCCAGGCCUGGAGCGAGCCAGACUUCUGGGCCCCACCCCCCAGGGCUCCGAACAUCCCUUCUGCGCAGGGACCGUGGCGCCCCUGCAGGAAGGACCUCGUGUGGACUGCGCCCAGCCUUCCUGGCCAAGAGGAGCUACUCCGGAGUCAGAGCCUGCGUAUGGCGUCCACAGCACCCUGGGAACGUGCCAGGGCUUUUCAUGGUGCCCAGCUUCGUCCAGUGUUUCUUUUAAUAAUAAACGGAGGCAAAUCCUCA
Messenger RNA from Carlito syrichta (Philippine tarsier), 600 nucleotides. RefSeq names its product NME/NM23 nucleoside diphosphate kinase 3 (gene NME3). NCBI's taxonomy places the organism in Eukaryota, Metazoa, Chordata, Mammalia, Primates, Tarsiidae. The transcript has 3 exons. The record is from RefSeq and is a predicted model, not a curated record. Bases 32 to 295 code for a protein of 87 amino acids. Gene Ontology annotation, molecular function: nucleoside diphosphate kinase activity.